Mesitornis unicolor (brown roatelo) is the source of this 2230-nucleotide messenger RNA. RefSeq names its product nipped-B-like protein. Gene Ontology annotation, cellular component: Scc2-Scc4 cohesin loading complex. The record is from RefSeq and is a predicted model, not a curated record. Gene Ontology annotation, molecular function: chromatin binding. The transcript has 16 exons. Gene Ontology annotation, biological process: heart morphogenesis; establishment of protein localization to chromatin; establishment of mitotic sister chromatid cohesion. The annotation marks the transcript as partial. NCBI's taxonomy places the organism in Eukaryota, Metazoa, Chordata, Aves, Mesitornithiformes, Mesitornithidae.
AUGUUCUAUAAAGCCAAAAUUUGGAUUAUGAUAGAGCCAGUGGUCUCCAGUAAAAUCUGUAGGCCUUAUGUUGUAUGGAAUACAAAUACUGGAGUUGCUGCUUGUAGAGAUACAGGGUAUGAUUGGUUUGAACAACUUCUUCAAAAUCUGUUGAAAUCAGAAGAGGAUGCCUCGUAUAAACCUGUGAAGAAAGCCUGUACUCAGCUUGUGGACAAUUUGGUUGAGCAUAUUCUUAAAUAUGAAGAAUCCUUAUCAGAUUCUGAUAACAAAGGAGUGAAUUCUGGUCGCUUGGUUGCUUGCAUAACCACUUUGUUCUUAUUCAGCAAAAUCAGGCCCCAGCUAAUGGUCAAACAUGCCAUGACCAUACAGCCAUACCUGACCACUAAAUGUAGUACGCAGAAUGAUUUCAUGGUGAUCUGCAAUGUUGCAAAAAUUUUAGAGCUUGUAGUGCCACUAAUGGAGCACCCAAGUGAGACCUUCCUCGCCACUAUUGAGGAAGACCUCAUGAAACUAAUCAUCAAAUAUGGCAUGACGGUUGUUCAGCAUUGUGUGAGCUGCCUUGGGGCUGUUGUGAACAAAGUGACUCAGAACUAUAAAUUUGUCUGGGCUUGCUUUAAUAGAUACUAUGGUGCACUUUCAAAAUUAAAAAGUCAACACCAAGAAGACCCCAACAGUACAAUAGUUACUGCCAAUAAACCAGCACUCCUUAGGUCACUUUUCACUGUUGGAGCACUGUGUCGGCAUUUUGAUUUUGAUCAGGAAGAUUUUAAGGGCAACAGUAAGGUUAACAUUAAGGAUAAAGUACUUGAACUGCUGAUGUAUUUUACAAAGCAUUCAGAUGAAGAGGUACAGACAAAAGCCAUUAUUGGCCUUGGAUUUGCAUUUAUACAACACCCAAGUUUAAUGUUCGAACAGGAAGUGAAGACUCUCUACAACAGCAUUCUUUCAGAUAAGAACUGUUCAGUAAACUUAAAAAUCCAGGUGUUAAAAAACCUCCAGACCUACUUGCAGGAGGAGGAUACACGUAUGCAGCAAGCAGACAGAGACUGGAAAAAAGUAGCAAAACAGGAAGACCUGAAAGAAAUGGGUGAUAUUUCCUCAGGGAUGAGUAGUUCCAUCAUGCAGCUAUAUCUCAAACAGGUCCUUGAGGCUUUCUUUCAUACUCAGUCCAGUGUACGCCACUUUGCUCUAAAUGUCAUUGCACUGACAUUAAACCAGGGUCUCAUUCAUCCUGUUCAGUGUGUGCCGUAUUUAAUUGCUAUGGGUACAGAUCCGGAGCCCUCUAUGCGAAAUAAAGCUGACCAGCAGUUGGUGGAAAUAGACAAAAAGUACGCUGGAUUCAUUCAUAUGAAAGCAGUGGCUGGUAUGAAGAUGUCUUACCAGGUACAGCAGGCAAUUAAUACCUGCCCAAAAGAUCCUGUAAGAGGUUUUAGACACGAUGAAUCAUCCAGUGCCCUGUGCUCUCACCUAUACUCCAUGAUCCGAGGGAACCGUCAACACAGACGAGCUUUUCUAAUUUCUUUACUCAACCUCUUUGAUGAUACUGCAAAAACAGAGGUGAAUAUGCUCUUGUACAUAGCAGACAAUCUAGCCUGUUUUCCUUAUCAAACACAGGAAGAGCCACUGUUCAUAAUGCAUCAUAUAGACAUUACACUGUCAGUUUCUGGUAGCAACUUACUACAGUCAUUUAAAGAGUCUAUGGUGAAAGACAAAAAAAAGGAAAGAAAACCUUCAUCAGACGAGGAGACUGAGAGUGACAGUAACAGUGGUAGUGGGAGUGAAAGUGAGGAGGAAGCUUCUAAGCCUCGGAGAUUACGGAAACGAGUAGACUCUGAUUCAGAUUCUGAUGAAGAAAAUGAUAUAAAUGCUGUGAUGAAGUGUUUACCAGAAAAUCCAGCUCCUUUAAUCGAAUUUGCAAAUGUCUCCCAAGGCAUAUUACUACUUCUGAUGCUGAAACAGCAUUUAAAGAACCUCUGUGGAUUCUCUGAUAGUAAGAUUCAGAAGUAUUCUCCAUCUGAAUCUGCAAAAGUUUAUGAUAAAGCGAUAAACAGGAAGACAGGAGUGCAUUUCCAUCCAAAACAAACUCUGGAUUUUCUGCGGAGUGAUAUGGCUAGUUCCAAGAUCACUGAAGAAGUGAAGAGGAGUAUAGUAAAACAGUACUUAGAUUUCAAGCUCCUUAUGGAACAUCUGGAUCCUGAUGAAGAGGAAGAAGAUGGAGAGGUGUCAGCUA